AUGAUUGAGUUUUGGUGGAGUAAUAGUACCAACAAGAAGAAGAUAUCAUGGGUUGCUUUGCAGAAGUUAUGCAAAGAUAAGGAGUUGGGGGGAUUGGGUUUUAAAGACAUCGAGAAGUUUAACCAAGCGUUACUUGCGAAGCAAGCUUGGAGAGUGUGGAAAAAUCCGGAAUCACUCUUGGCUAGGAUCUUACAGCACAGGUACUUCCCACGGUACUCUUUUCUCGAAUGCGGUAUCGGUACCAGGCCAUCAUAUGCUUGGCGUAGUAUUCAACAUGGAAGAGAACUUUCAAGCAAGGAUUGGUGCAUAAGCUUGGGAAUCGUACAAGCACAAAAGCUUGGACUGUGUGUUGGAUCAUCGACAAAAUUCAUAGAGCUCCACGGUAUAGACAAGACGCCAUUGUCGAUUUGA
Molecule: messenger RNA, 411 nt
Organism: Brassica oleracea var. oleracea
Lineage: Eukaryota; Viridiplantae; Streptophyta; Magnoliopsida; Brassicales; Brassicaceae
Exons: 1
Coding region: 1-411 (136 amino acids)
Source: RefSeq, a predicted model, not a curated record